This is a messenger RNA of Morone saxatilis (striped sea-bass), 1067 nucleotides long. It is a transcript of the gene ndufs8b, whose product is annotated as NADH:ubiquinone oxidoreductase core subunit S8b. Gene Ontology annotation, cellular component: membrane. The record is from RefSeq and is a predicted model, not a curated record. The coding region runs from base 61 to 699 and encodes 212 amino acids. Gene Ontology annotation, biological process: mitochondrial respiratory chain complex I assembly; mitochondrial electron transport, NADH to ubiquinone. NCBI's taxonomy places the organism in Eukaryota, Metazoa, Chordata, Actinopteri, Moronidae. Gene Ontology annotation, molecular function: 4 iron, 4 sulfur cluster binding; NADH dehydrogenase activity. The transcript has 7 exons.
AUUGCGCAGUUCACGGACCUUCUGUCUGCGUGUUGUUACUCAUCAAACAUUGUGACAGAGAUGUCUUCUGCACUGAGUCUGCGUCUUCUCCACUGCUACUCGAGGCCAGGCACAUUCGGAUACAGCCCCGGGGUAACUCGCCCAUUCAGUGUCAGUGUGCUGAGAGAGGGCUUCAAGUAUGUAAAUGCUCAGGAGCUGCCAACAGACCUGAGGUCCAUCACUGACCGGGCUGCCACGACUCUUCUUUGGACCGAGCUCUUUAGAGGUUUGGCGAUGACCAUGAGUUACCUGUUCCGUGAACCAGCCACCAUCAACUACCCGUUUGAGAAGGGCCCUCUGUCACCCCGCUUCCGUGGCGAGCACGCCCUCCGCCGCUACCCUAAUGGAGAGGAGCGCUGCAUUGCCUGUAAGCUGUGUGAGGCCGUCUGCCCCGCUCAGGCCAUUACCAUUGAAGCUGAGACUCGCGCUGAUGGCAGCAGGAGAACUACUCGCUAUGACAUUGAUAUGACCAAAUGUAUCUAUUGUGGCUUCUGCCAGGAAGCCUGUCCCGUUGAUGCCAUUGUUGAGGGUCCAAACUUUGAGUUCUCCACAGAGACCCACGAGGAGCUGCUGUACAACAAAGAGAAGCUGCUGAACAACGGAGACCGAUGGGAGGCUGAGAUAGCAGCCAACAUACAGGCAGAUUACCUGUACAGAUAGACUCACUGUUGCAUCUGUUCACUGUGUGUGAAGAUGCAUCAUACAGGAAAAUGAUACAUCUUAUCGUCCUCCUACACAUUAAAGAGAUCAUAUGUAGCUUUACAGAUGCUCUAGGGAGUUACAUAUAAGCAAUGAAGCCUUGCAGCCUCAUAUUCUGUUAUCAGAACUGAGAAAAAACACAAACGCACAAAUGAUACGUCGCACAGAUCGAUGAUGUUGCACUUUUAUGAUGUUGACUAUAACGUGUAACCCAUGUAGCCUAUGCACAGUCUGAUAGACCAUUUUCUGCUGCACUUUAAAAUCCUGUUUUAUCUGAUGUAAUAGCACAUUUUCUGGAAGGGUAUAUUUAUGUAAUGUUGCUGAAGCUA